Drosophila eugracilis is the source of this 2269-nucleotide messenger RNA. RefSeq names its product transcription factor SOX-14 (gene Sox21a). Gene Ontology annotation, biological process: anatomical structure morphogenesis; cell differentiation; positive regulation of transcription by RNA polymerase II. The coding region runs from base 460 to 1599 and encodes 379 amino acids. The transcript has 3 exons. NCBI's taxonomy places the organism in Eukaryota, Metazoa, Arthropoda, Insecta, Diptera, Drosophilidae. Gene Ontology annotation, molecular function: DNA-binding transcription factor activity, RNA polymerase II-specific; RNA polymerase II cis-regulatory region sequence-specific DNA binding. The record is from RefSeq and is a predicted model, not a curated record.
GCAAGUUUUCGAAUGUGUUUUCAAAUCUAAAUUGUCGCGCACUCGAAACGGACGCGUGCGCUCGUCUAACGGUGAAACGGCAAUCUAACGGUAUUAAAUAAACUCCACAACGUUCCUAGAUUGGAGUUUUGAUCUAAAUAAAUCUAAAACUAUUAUUAUGAUAAUAUUUGAAAAUUCAUAACUGUGGAUUUGUGUUUUAAAAGCUAACCAAGUGAUCAACAAUUGAGAUCAAACUAAUCUAAUCUAAUAACUAAUUAAAAGAAAAAGACAACGAUCGCUAUAUAAACUUGUGUGCAAUUUUAUAUGGAAUACAAUAUUUGAGUUGUGCGAAGGAACUAAAAGAUAUAGCAAAAAAUAUUACAAAAUUCAAGAGCUCGAGGAGCAGCAGUACCACCUGAUAAUUACCACCUGCAACCCCACUGGAGUUCCUCCCACUCCGCUCUCAACUCCCACGGAAUCAUGACCAGCAUCUCGGCACUGCUCCAUCGGAGUCACAGCCACAGCAAUGGUUACACGAGCAGCGGGAGUAGCAAUCACAGUCACAGCAGCAGUCUUUCACCGCAGUUGCCCGGCAUCAAUUUGGGUUUGGGAAUGGCGGCCAAUGGUUUGGGCAUAGCUGGUGGUUCUGGAUCGGGAAAUACCACCUCACCACCAUUGCCGCCAGCUGACCUAGCCAUACCGUCAGCGGCACCUACAACCACUCCUGUGACACCCAAAAUGCAUCACCACCACCACCAACAGCAGCAGCAACAUCAUCAUGGCAACUCCCAUUCGAAUUCAAGCGGUGGAUCCCAUCACAACAGCCACGACCACAUUAAGCGACCAAUGAACGCUUUCAUGGUCUGGUCGCGGGGGCAGCGUCGCAAAAUGGCCCAGGACAAUCCCAAAAUGCACAAUUCCGAAAUAUCGAAACGGCUGGGCGCCGAGUGGAAAUUACUCACCGAAGGACAGAAGCGUCCAUUCAUCGACGAGGCAAAGCGAUUGCGGGCCCUGCACAUGAAAGAACAUCCCGACUAUAAGUAUCGACCACGUCGUAAGCCCAAGACGCUCAACAAGUCACCAGUGCCAGGUGGUGGUGGCACAGGAGGUGGUGGUGGUGGUACUAAUGGUGGUCCAAAUCCUGGUAAUCCUGGUCCUGGAUCUGCUGGUUCCCCCAAGGAUAUGCAACCCCAACUAUCGCCUUUGGGUCAAUCGCUGCCCCAUCUCCAUGGACAUCCACAUCAGUCUUCGUAUCCACCGCAUCCACAUCACCCGCAUCCCCAUCCACAUCAUGUCCAGCUGGCCGCUUUGAGUGCCAAGUAUGGAUUUGGAGCACCACUGGAGUUAUCUCUGCCCCGCCUGCCGAACGCCUUUCCCGGUCUCGCCCACUACCCACUGGAUCCCACGUUGGCCUUGGAUCUUCAGGCUCGCCUUCAGGCAAUGUACGCUGGCUCUAUCUACCAUCCAUGGCGGUAUCUACCGCUGAUCAGUCCGGAAACACCACCCUCCCCGCCCAGCAGCAGUGGCACCGGCAUCUCAUCCUACGGAUGCGUCAAGUCGGAGAAGUCCUCACCGAAUGCUGUAGUAGCCACCACGGCCAGUCCGACGAACAUCAUCUGACCAACUCCAUUGCGCUUCGGCGCCGGCACCUCCUCAUCCGCAGAGCAUGUGGUCUAGGAUGGCUGUCCUGUAGAGGAUUUGGAUGGUAAAAUCUCUCGACCAUUCCCAUCCGUCGGCCCAUUCCGGUAUCGACCAUUUGGUCACCCCGCCCCUGGAAAGUUAAAAGUCGUAAUGUUAGAUCCUAGAAUUAGUCGAAUAUUUGUACGUGUCUUCAGUUGCAACUAAAGUUAUGUUUUGGGUUCUGAUUUUUGAGGUAUUUUUAGUUGAGAUACUAAACUGAUUUAUUUUAGAUAGUAAACUAUCUUUCUUUUGUGAGGAUUCGUAUUUAGAAGGUCUUUAAGAGGAGAGAUGACCUUGUGUUAAUUUUAAGGGACUUUCAAAAUCUCCAAUCUGUAAGUUUGAUUCUUCUUCUAAAAAAGCCAUUUAAAAUUUUGUAUUCUUUUCAAUUUUCUUUUUUAAAAGUUAAAUCCUUAAAAAUAAGAUCAUACAGAUAUCGUUUUGCCAUCAAAUUCUAGAACCCAAACAAAUUGCUUUUUAAGUCCCUUAGAUUAGAUUUGUUAAGGCAUCAAGAACAUGUCCAAUUUUAUGUAAUAUAUGAUUGUAAAACUAUACUUUAAUGUGAUAAACGAAAAAGAGCAGAAAACCUAAUUAAAAUCUGUGAGAAAAUAAA